AUGCUCAUUAGUCUUAUCUGCAGCAGCAACGUUGCUGCAGACCAACUACCAUCAGACCCCCAACAAGGACAUGGCAUAGUCUUUGCUGCUGCGUCUGCUGCAGCAAAUAGCAGCAGCAGCAACAGCAACAGCAGCAACAGCCCUCAGCCUCCAUCGGAGAGAGAAUUGAAGUUGUCACAGGCCCUCGAACUUAAAUUUGGAGAGGGAGGCAAAACACAAAACCCUCGCAAGGCGGCGACACUCUUCAAGGAAAUUAUUGAUGAAGACUCUAAGGACGCAGUUGCUGCUCAGGCGUUGUGCGAGUUGGGAGACAUGGAGCUUAUGGGCAUGCCAGGCCUCUUUGGUAGUCGUCGUGAUGCUGCUGCUGCUGUUAAACAUUUUGCUGCUGCUGCUGCACUUGGCUAUGGGCCUGCUAUGCAUGCACUCGCCCUUGCUAAUGCUGUUGGCCUUGGAGGUCUACCACAAGCUGCAUUAGAGGUUAGCGAGCAGCAGAUGCGCAACCCUCAAUUCCCUCUGCUGCAGUUGCCGCCAUCUGCUCGUCUCUCUGCAGCAACAAAGCGCGAGUAUAGAGAGCAGCAAACAGCAGCAAGGCAGCAGGAGGACGUCAUGCAGUACUGGGAAGGGCAAGCAAAGAAUGACGAUCCUGUUGCUUGUUUUGAGCUGGCCAAGCUGAUGGAGCAGCAGCAGCAGCAGCAGCAGCAGCCACAGCAGCAGCAGCAGCAGCAGCAGCCGAAUGCUGAGGAAGAGGCAAAAAAGCGUCGUAUGACGGAAUUAUUAAAGAAGGCAGGAGUUGGAGGUAUGGGUGCAGCAUUAAGAGAUUUAGCGUUGGCUUAUUUAAGGGGAGAAGGAAUACAACAAAAUAUACAACAAGCUAUUCAAUUACUUGAACAGGCUGCUGCUGCUGGAGACGCAGACGCACAAAAUUAUUUAGGAUAUUUUUAUUGGGUAGGAACAGAAUCCCCCCCCACCACCGCCAACAGCAGCAACAGCAGCAGCAACAACAGCAGCAGCAGCAGCAGCAGCAGCAGCAACAACGGGUUUGUACUAAAAAAAGACGUAAAAAAAGCAGAAUAUUAUUUCUUGCUUGCUGCCCUGCAAGAACAUCCUGAGUCUUUCUUCUUCUUAGGAGAAAUUAAACAAAAAGAAGCAGAAAAGGAGACAAUUAAUAAACAAAAAAAAGAACAAGCAUAUAAGACAGCAGCAGAGUAUGGUGUUAGUGCAGACAGCAUAAGAAAAGCGCUGCAGCUAUACAACGAGAAGGACUACGAGGGUUCCUUGCUAAUAAAUUUAGCAGCAGCAGAAGAAGGAUAUGAAAUUGGCCAAUGGAAUUCUGCCUUCCUGCUGCAGUCUGGUGCUGCUGCUGUACCUGGUGCUGCUGCUGCUGCUGCUGCUGCUGCUGAUCCUGAUCCUGCUGCUGCUGAUCCUGAUCCUGCUGCUCACCCUGUUGGGAGUACCAAGGAGCUGCAGCAGACUGUGCAGCCGCAUGCACAUCAGCCACUGUCUGAGCUGCAGACACCCGCGUCUUCGUCUCAGCUGCAGCAGCAGCAGCAGCAGCAGCAACUACUGCAGCAGCAGCAGCAGCAACAGCAGCUGCCUAGGAAUCUAGUGUACAGACAGCUAAAUCGUGCUGCCCUUCAGGGCAAUGUUGAGGCAUUAAGAGAAGUUGGAUUAAUGCAUGCAUCGAAGAAAGACAAAGGUGUCCCUUAUGAUGAAGUUUUAUCCUUACAAGUUAUUCAUCGUUCUCUUACCUUAGGAGAUAUACAGUAA
This is a messenger RNA of Eimeria maxima, 1767 nucleotides long. RefSeq lists its product as hypothetical. Gene Ontology annotation, cellular component: endoplasmic reticulum membrane. Gene Ontology annotation, molecular function: protein binding. The record is from RefSeq and is a predicted model, not a curated record. NCBI's taxonomy places the organism in Eukaryota, Apicomplexa, Conoidasida, Eucoccidiorida, Eimeriidae. The coding region runs from base 1 to 1767 and encodes 588 amino acids. Gene Ontology annotation, biological process: ERAD pathway. The transcript is spliced from 12 exons.